AAAACAUUGGAGACCAUAGCCUUCUUUCUUUCUUUCUUUCUGUAUUUUAAUUCAAUACUCAGUAUAUAAGGAGCGCCAUUUGAAGACCCGCAUUGUUAUGGCCACUUUAGAGUUGCAUGUGAAAGACGACGCUCCUCUGCGUCAUCCCGUUUGGGGCGUGGAUUCCAUUUUCGGGUCCUGCGCCCAAUCCGAAACUUCUUCCGAUGGCUUUAGCACCUCCUGCGGGUCCGAAUUGGGCUUAACCAUAACCGAAACAGAGAGCGACGUUACAGGCGGCGGCGGAGAGCAACAAGAACAAGAUUUCAUUGCUGAGUUAACUCGGCAGAUGGCUGAUUACAUGCUCCGAGAUGAUGAUGACGGCGGCGAAGGCGAAAAACCGAUUCUCUCCCAAGAAAAACCCUCCAAUGGCAGCUCCAUAUGCUAUUACGAUAACAGAGGAUUAUUCGAAUCGGGUACCGCAGUUCAAACAAGUUUCAUGCUCAACGAUUCGAUUAGACCCAUUGAAGUUUAUAAAUUACAGAACCAGCCUUCGGUCGCUGAACAGGGGAUUCAGAUUGCUUCGCGGGGAAGGCGAUCCAAGGCAGCCGGGUCGACCCGCCGGAGAAAGCCGAGAACAGCGUCAAAUCCCGACCCGAAGGACCGGCCGCAGCAGCCGUCAUCGAAGAAGAGUCCGAGAAGAGGCGGAGGAAAGGCGGACCCGGUGAAAAACGGGCCGGCUAUGCAGGCAAUAUUAAUUGGCGGGUCGGGGCUCCGGAAUAAAUCUCAUUGUGUUGGGACAGGUGUUUUCUUGCCCCGUGUAAUCAACCAACACCCAACUGAAACUGUGAAAAAAUCAGGAUGUUCAACUGCAUUGGUACCAGUGCGGGUAUUACAAGCCUUACAACUUCAUUUCAACCAAACGGAGGCUGCUGUGUCGCAAUCUAAUGCAUGCAUUCCAUCUACUCCUCCUCUCAUUCCCUACCGGAGCCCCAUGUUUGAUGGGAGAAUGAAGGGAGAGCGACGUACAACAGGAGAUACCCAUCUCCUACCGACAAAGGAAAUGAGCAGCCACGAGGCUCAGUUGCCUCAAGAAUGGAUCUAUUGAUGAAGUCAUUGGAAUCUUUCGAAGCAGUCAUAUAAUAAUGGAAUCUUUAGCUAAGGUAUCCUGGCUGGGUUAGUGGGUUUAGGAAUUUAUAAAAGUAAACGGAAAGAAAAGAAACAAAUAAUUUGUACUUGUGAUUCAAAAUAAGACGUGGCCUUGUCGACCGGAUGUCUGAUUGUUGCUAGCUAAUAAGAGAGGUCACAAUUUGAUCGGGGGUUGUUUGUUCCUCACUUUGGAUGGAGGGAUGUCAUAUAGUCACACUCCUCUGCAUUACAUUUGAUACUUCUUUUUUGUUCAAUCUAAAAUAAACCUAUAUCAUCUUGAAAAAGUCUCUUUCUACACUAUUACACGUCCCCUUUUUGUCGGU
Cuscuta europaea is the source of this 1448-nucleotide messenger RNA. Lineage: Eukaryota; Viridiplantae; Streptophyta; Magnoliopsida; Solanales; Convolvulaceae. The record is from the annotation of a GenBank genome assembly.